Gracilinanus agilis (Agile Gracile Mouse Opossum) is the source of this 844-nucleotide messenger RNA. RefSeq names its product metallo-beta-lactamase domain containing 1 (gene MBLAC1). NCBI's taxonomy places the organism in Eukaryota, Metazoa, Chordata, Mammalia, Didelphimorphia, Didelphidae. The transcript has a single exon. The record is from RefSeq and is a predicted model, not a curated record. Bases 24 to 776 code for a protein of 250 amino acids.
UUCAACUUUGGACGUUCCUAACCAUGAGUCUGCGGGUGCGGACGGAACCCCUGCAUGGGGACCUUCCGCUGUCGAUCCCGGGGGACCCCUACUCGGUAGUAGUGCUGCUGCAGGGCUACUCGGAGCCGGAGGGAGUGGGGGGAGCGCAGAGAGCGGAUGGUUCUGUGACUCUGGUGCUGCCCAAAGCGUGGAAACCGCGUAGCACGCGUUGGGAGGCCCCUGCGGAGCUGGAUACGCAGGUUGCACUGGAGCAAGCGGGCUCCGGCCCAGUGCUGGUGGACACCGGAGGACCCUGGGCUCGAAAUUCCCUGCUGGCCGCACUGGCCACACAUGGCGUGGCCCAGGACGCUGUGACCCUUGUGGUGGGCACCCACGGCCACUCAGACCACGUGGGCAGCCUGGGGCUGUUCCCGUGUUCCUCGCUCCUAGUCUCCCACGAUUUUUGUCUCCCAGGGGGCCUCUACCUGCCCCAUGGGCUGAGCGAGACGAACCCACUGCGUCUUGGUCCUGGACUUGAAAUCUGGGCCACUCCGGGCCACGCGGGCCUGGGUGACGUGAGCGUGGUAGUGACUGGCACCGCCUUGGGUACUGUGAUAGUGGCUGGAGAUGUGUUCGAGCGGGAGGGCGACGGCGAUAGCUGGCGGCAGCUCAGUGAGGAUCCCACCGCCCAAGAGCGCAGCCGGCAAAGGGUGCUGGCGGCCGCCGACGUCGUGGUGCCUGGCCACGGGGGACCCUUUAGGGUCUUUAGAGACCCUGGGGACCACGCAGUGGAAUGACCUAGUACCAAGGGGUUUACAAGCAUGGACUCGGGGAUCUGCCCUGGAAGGGUACCUGCCUGGUCCAA